This is a messenger RNA of Chanos chanos (milkfish), 1573 nucleotides long. It is a transcript of the gene ppp2r3c, whose product is annotated as protein phosphatase 2, regulatory subunit B'', gamma. The record is from RefSeq and is a predicted model, not a curated record. The coding region runs from base 113 to 1480 and encodes 455 amino acids. Gene Ontology annotation, biological process: cortical cytoskeleton organization; T cell homeostasis; microtubule cytoskeleton organization. Gene Ontology annotation, cellular component: spindle; centrosome. The transcript is spliced from 13 exons. Lineage: Eukaryota; Metazoa; Chordata; Actinopteri; Gonorynchiformes; Chanidae.
AAAGAGUUGGGUAGUCGUUAAAGAGUUGCUGUUUCUUUUAAGUCAUUAAUGCAUGUUUUCCCUCCAAGAUAAUUGUCAGUUUUUUGGUUAUUUAUAACAACACUACGAAGAGAUGUCCAGCGACAAAACGGCACACUGGAAAGAUCUACUGAAAAAAAGACUGGCUUCCGCACAGAAAGACAACAGGACUGAUGAGGAGAAGAAAGCAGAGGAAACAGAGCUGUUCACAAAAUAUUAUACUGAGUGGAAAGGAGGAGGAGAAAAAGACAGUACAUACAAGCACAUUCCACGCUUUUACUACCGGCUUCCUGCCGAGGAUGAAGUUCUGCUACAGAAACUAAGGGAGGAAUCAAGGGCUGUGUUUCUGCAGCGGAAGAGUCGAGAACUUCUGGACAAUGAAGAAUUACAAAACUUAUGGUUUUUACUGGAUAAACAUCAAGUACCACCUACGACAGAUGAAGCAAUGAUCAACUAUGACAGUUUUCUUAAAGUUGCUGACAAAGCUGGUGCCAAGUGCAAGCAAUUCUUCACCGCUAGAGUGUAUGCCAAACUGCUCCACAACGAUCCAUAUGGACGGAUAUCCAUAAUGCAUUUCUUUAACUAUGUCAUGAGAAAAGUGUGGCUGCACCAGACGAGGAUCGGGUUGAGUCUGUAUGACGUGGCGGGGCAGGGCUACCUCAGAGAGUCUGAUUUGGAAAACUACAUCCUGGAGCUGAUCCCAACACUUCCGCAGCUUGAUGGCCUAGAAAAGUCCUUCUACUCUUUUUACGUCUGCACCGCUGUUCGCAAGUUCUUCUUCUUCCUGGACCCCUUACGAACUGGGAAAAUUAAGAUUCAGGAUAUUUUGGCCUGCAGCUUCCUGGAUGAUCUGCUUGAGCUGAGAGAUGAGGAGCUGUCUAAAGAGAGUCAGGAGUCCAACUGGUUCUCUGCUCCCUCUGCUCUGAGAGUUUAUGGUCAAUACCUCAACCUUGAUAAGGACCAUAAUGGGAUGCUGAGCAAAGAGGAACUGUCUCGCUAUGGCACAGGCACUCUGACAAGUGUCUUUCUGGACCGUGUUUACCAGGAGUGCUUAACCUAUGAUGGGGAAAUGGAUUAUAAAACGUACUUGGACUUUGUACUGGCUCUGGAGAACAGGAAAGAGCCUGCAGCUCUCCAGUACAUCUUUAAACUGUUGGACAUGGAGAAUAAAGGCUACCUCAACGUCUUUGCUCUGAACUACUUUUUCAGGGCUAUCCAGGAGCAGAUGAAGGUUCACGGCCAGGAGCCGGUUUCCUUCCAGGAUGUCAAGGAUGAGAUCUUUGAUAUGGUGAAGCCAAAGGAUCCAUACAAGAUCACCCUCCAGGAUUUGGUAAACAGUGGUCAAGGUGAUACAGUGACAAGCAUUCUGAUUGAUCUGAAUGGGUUCUGGACUUACGAGAACAGAGAAGUCCUGGUGACCAAUGAGAGUGACACUAAUACUGCUGAUUUGGAGGAUGCAUAAGCUCACCCUGAACAGCCAAUGAAAACCCUACUGCAGUGUACAACAGGGAAAAAUGAACUGACCUCAAGUAGGGAGACUUGUACAGCAGCAUGG